AUGCGUUCCUUGGUACUCUCAGCUCUUGUCGGUUCUGUGCCUAUUGCUGCCAAUUACAUCCCUCGACCAGCAUCGAAGGUGCAGAGACAGGCAACAGAUGUAUUCGAAGGCUAUGCCUUUGCGUACUUCACGGGCGAUACCACCGCAGGGGAGAACAUCUACUUCGCGGCAAGCAACGGCAACGAUGCGCUCGAUUGGAUUGAACUCAACGGAGGGAAGCCUGUGCUGACCUCUUCAAUGGGUACCGGCGGUCUUCGGGAUCCCUUUAUUAUGCGCUCGGUGGAGGGAGACACCUUCUACAUCCUGGCGACAGACCUAUCUAUCGGCUCCGGAACAUCUUGGGAUGAUGCUGUCCGCACCGGAAGUCGAUAUCUAGAAAUAUGGGAAUCGAGCGACUUGGUAACCUGGUCCGAUCAACGACACGUGCUGGUCUCACCUGAGACUGCUGGGAUGACCUGGGCUCCAGAAGCAUACUACGACGAUGAACUUGGCACGUACGUUGUCUACUGGGCGUCCGCCCUCUAUGAUGAGUCGGACACGAAUCACACGGGCGAUACCUAUGACAAAAUGUUGUACGCAACAACCGACGACUUUACGACUUUCAGCGAGCCCCAGACGUGGCAGGAUGCCGGAUCAGCACGCAUAGACUCAACCGUGCUCGAGGUCGACGGUGUCUACUACCGCUUCACCAAAGACGAGGGCGCGAGCACCGGCUGUACGGAUAUCAUCGAAGAGAGCUCCACCUACUUGACGGCUACCUUGGAUUCAUGGACUCAGAUCGCAACAUGCAUUGGGGCAAACGCUGGGACUGGGGCCGUGGAAGGCCCAAGCAUCUUCAAGUCGAAUCCUGACGAUGUCAAUGGAGACAAGUAUUACCUCUUCGUCGACGAGUACACGGACCGGGGUUACAUUCCACUGGAGUCCACCAGCAUUAGCAGCCCCGACUGGCAGAUUUCAAGCUCCUAUACUCUACCCACCAGUCCCCGUCAUGGCACCGUCAUGCCCAUCAUGGCUGCCGAAUUAUUGGCCUUUACGGCUGCCUGGACAGCUUCUGGUUCUGCAGCCAAGCGCUCGACUCAGAAGGACAAGCGCGACAGUCCGGUGUUGGCAGGCUACUAUGCCGACCCGAACAUUGCCGUCUUUGGCGACACGUUCUACAUCUAUCCUACGACAGAUGGUAUACCUGACUGGGGUGGAAAUGUGUUCUACACGUGGAAGUCGACUGAUCUACAGACUUGGACGCGAUCGGAUGAACCCUUUCUGACUCUCAACGAAACUGCCGGCAAUGUGCCGUGGGCAACGGGGAACGCGUGGGCCCCAACAAUCAUCGAUAGAUAUGGGAGCUACUACUUCUACUUCAGCGGCCAAAACCCGACCUAUGAUUGGAAGACGAUUGGCGUAGCCGUCGCUGAUUCUCCCGAGGGACCCUUCACAGCCCAAGAUGAAGCGAUGAUCCUCAAUAAUGAGGCCUUAACGACUAAUCAAGCCAUCGAUCCCGCUACCUUCCUAGACCCUGCGACCGGGAAGUAUUAUCUAUGUUGGGGAAACGGCGUUGCUCUAAUGGCAGAGCUAGGUGAUGACAUGAUCUCGAUCAAAGAAGACACUUUGAUCGCGCCAGAAGGCCUGACCGACUUCCGAGAGGGUUCCUUCAUGAACUACCGUGACGGACUGUAUCACAUGACAUACUCGAUCGAUGACACGCGAUCCGAAGACUACCGCGUGGGCUAUGCGACGGCCUCGAGUGCCACCGGGCCGUUCACAUACCAGGGUGUCAUUCUGCAGAAGGACGAGUCGCAGGGCAUCUUGGCGACGGGACACAAUUCGAUCAUUAACCUUCCCGGUACUGAUGACUGGUACAUCGCUUAUCAUCGCUUUGCUAUUCCGAAUGGCAACGGGACGAUGCGGGAGGUCACCAUUGAUGUUUUGAACUUUGAUGCGGACACGGGUCUCAUUCAGGAGGUUAUUCCAACGUUGGAGAGCGUGGCACCAGUGUCACUAUAG
Anthostomella pinea is the source of this 2001-nucleotide messenger RNA. The record is from the annotation of a GenBank genome assembly. Lineage: Eukaryota; Fungi; Ascomycota; Sordariomycetes; Xylariales; Xylariaceae.